GCGAAUUCAAGCACAGUUCAAUAUACUUUACUCUACCGAAUUAUCGUAUUAUGCAUAGUAUCUCUAGUUAAUUCUCCCAGGAUUCCAUUCCAAACACGAUGGAUACCUACAUAGGUAGGUAAGAUACCUGUUACCUUGUAAAUAAACUUAUGUACAUACUCUGCAAGCGUGGGAUGUUCUAACUUCUUGUUAAGUACAUACAUAUGCACAUCUGUAAUACCCACGUAUCGCGAAUCCGGUUGUAUGGCUCCAGAAGAUCAAUGUCGCCACGCCCUAACAGCGUAGGAAUCGAUAGCGUAGAAAAGUAAAGAAAUCGCGACUUGCCUCGGUGGAAUGAUGAGGUAAACGGAAUCGUAUAAUCCGCUUGUACGACCGUGUACGACCGAGUUACCCCGCCAUACGUACAUAAGAUGGCUUGGAAACUCUCCCCACACUUGUCACUUGUCUCGUGAACAUCGUAUAUAGCCUGAAUACCAAUGCUUUCGCUACUGAGGCCGAGUGUUCCAAUUUAUUUCCCAUAUUUAGCUGCCAUCCCGCCCUGAGUCUAAGAGUCUAUUUCGAGCCUCCAGCUAACCCCCCACAUCCCGCGAAUUCAUAUUAGCACCACCAACAAGACAACUGUAGCAAACAUCACCAUGGCCGACGAGAUCUCCUUCCUACCACUCGGCGCUAUUAUCCAAUCCUUUAAUGUUGGUGGCCUUAAUAUUGUCCAAGGCUUCCCGACCCAGGAGCUUUAUGCCGAGCACAACAGCCCGCACUUUGGUGCCACAAUUGGCCGUGUCGCAAACCGCAUCUCGGGUGCCAAGGUCGACGCAUUGAAUGGAGGAAAGUCCUAUAGCUUCGUUGCCAACAAUGGACCGAACACCCUGCACGGCGGAAAUGUGGGCUGGGGUAAGCGAGUAUGGAAGGGUCCGACCCCGGUAGGCGUCCGCAAGAACAUUCCCGGAAUCGAGGGUGAGCUUAAGGGUGGAGAGACCGUCGAGUUCUCGCUUGUAAGCGAAGAUGGGGAUGAGGGGUUCCCCGGUGAGGUUCUCGUCAAGGUGUUCUACACGGCCGGCAAGGUUACCGAGAAUGGAAAAGAGGUCAUAGUUCUUAGCCAGGAAUACGAGGCUGAGCUGGUAGGAGGUGCGGAGGAAACUAUCAUAAACAUGACAAACCAUUCGUACUUUAACCUCUCGGGUAAGCCAACCAUCGAGGGAACUGUAGUCCAACUUUCUACCAAUUCAUAUCUCCCUCUCGAUGAGUGGGGUAUCCCAACCACCGGACCAACAGCGUACUCUAAAGUCGCAACAACGACUCCUUUCACUCUUGGAGUCCAGGAGCCGGAUUUCGACGACUGUUUCAUCGUCGAUCCUACCGCUUCUCCCGGUUCUGUGCCGAUAGACACACGAGGUCUUCCUCUCACUAAACUCGUUUCCGCUCACCAUCCAGAAAGCAAAAUCCACCUUGAGGUUCUUAGCACGGAGCCCGCAUUCCAGUUCUAUACCGGCAAGUGGAUUGAUGUUCCGGCUGUGGGCGGAGCUCCCGCGCGCGGGCCGCGCAGCGGUUUUUGCGUGGAACCAAGCCGGUUUGUAAAUGCUAUUAACGUGGAUGAUUGGCGGAGCCAGCAGCUGCUAAAGAAGGGUGAGAAAUUCGGAGCCCGGAUCGUGUAUAAGGCAUGGAAAGAGUAAUCAGCACUCUGGUGGUGAUGGAUGAAGAAGACGUUAUUGGAAGACGUGAAGCUGCUUAUGUGCGCUAUGCUCACCACUCAAAUCUAAUUGAAUAUUUACAAUUCU
Messenger RNA from Daldinia decipiens, 1775 nucleotides. RefSeq names its product aldose 1-epimerase. Gene Ontology annotation, molecular function: aldose 1-epimerase activity; carbohydrate binding. The record is from RefSeq and is a predicted model, not a curated record. The transcript has 3 exons. Gene Ontology annotation, biological process: glucose metabolic process; beta-D-galactose catabolic process via UDP-galactose, Leloir pathway. NCBI's taxonomy places the organism in Eukaryota, Fungi, Ascomycota, Sordariomycetes, Xylariales, Hypoxylaceae. Bases 636 to 1670 code for a protein of 344 amino acids.